AUGAUUCCCAAGAAAUUCCAAUAUUAAUUGGAUGAAAAUGAGAUUAUGUGGCGCGCGAAGCUGUGGAAUUAUUUACUCAUAAAAAAAAAUGCAAUUAAAAUAACUAAUAAUAGAAAUGAAAAUGACUAAUCAAAAAAUCUUUUGAGUGGGUGGCAGCAAUAAAUAAAUAAAUAAAUAAAUGAUGAAGACUUCUAGUAGGAAAAAGAUAAUAAGUUUUGA
Molecule: messenger RNA, 219 nt
Organism: Tetrahymena thermophila SB210
Lineage: Eukaryota; Ciliophora; Oligohymenophorea; Hymenostomatida; Tetrahymenidae
Exons: 1
Source: RefSeq, a predicted model, not a curated record